GUAAACAGUCUUCAUCUUAAUAUUUCAUUGUCAGCUACAGGCAGGUGUAUAAGCUGAGACAUGUCACCAAAAACUAAUCAAGCAAGCAAACAGUCAUCGGCAAAUUUGAUUUUAAUCAGUUUAAUCAGCAUCAUUUUUAUAUUGUUCGCAAUUUUGAGUGCUAUUGUUCUCAAUCCUGGUGAUGGAGAGACAAGUGUGGUCCAGCCUGCAGAAAAAGUAACAGAUGUUGAAGGAUUUAAUCAAUUAAAAUAUUGGACAGUGGUUGUUGAUGUGUGGAAUCCAAAUGGUCACUUUCGUACCAUGAAUCGUGUAUUGAACAGUUUGCAGUAUAAAUUCGUAAAUGCAUCACAUGGAGAUGAUUGGGAUCUUCUAAUGAGUAUUGACAGUCCAUUUUACCUGCCAGGGGAGCAAAGUCAUGAGCUGUAUGUGGACAUAGAUAGAUAUCCUUUUAAGCAGCACCAGAAAGUCAAUCAUUUUCCAGGAAUGGAGAUUUUAGGCGGAAAAAGUUACAUGAGUCGUAAUAAUGCUCACCUGGAGUACAUCUUGCCAUCCUUUAUACUUCCAAAAAAUAAGAAGAAGCUACAAAAGUUCAUGGACGAAAAUCCGGAUGUAAAAUUAAUUGAGAAAAAUAUUUUCAAUCGUGGUGUGUCGGUUGUGGAAAAGAAGGACAUCAUUUAUGAUGAUUCAGACUACUUUUAUCAGCAAUUUAUGGAUAAGCCAUUCCUGAUUGAUGGACAUGCAUUUGAUUUUGGUGUUUUUGUGCUGAUUACAUCAUUCGAUCCUGUCAGAAUUUAUCGAUAUGAUGCAGAUGUGCUUUUUAGAUUUUGUAAGCUUAAUUAUCAUCCAUUUGAUCCAAAAAUAAUUGAUAAAUACGUCGUUCAGGAAGGAAUGCAUCCACCAUUUGAGAUGCCAACAUUUAACGAUGCAUACAAAAUGUUUGAAUUUCCAAUAAUUAAACAUUUUGAGAAGAUCAUCGCUGACAAAGGAUUUGAUGUGAAGAAGUUUUGGAAUAAAAUUGAUGAUGCAAUUGUGAAAAUAGUCCGAAACUCUGAGCCGUACAUUACUAAAACUACAAAAAGCUACAACUACUCAACACAUCACUUCUAUGAAUUGGUUCGAUUUGAUUUCAUUCUUGAUGAGAAUUUGACGCCGUAUGUGAUGGAAGUGAACAUGAGUCCCAACAUAACACCUGCAAGAAAAAAAGAUGAGGAAUAUGCCAAAAUUUAUGAACAAUUGGUGUACAAUUUGGUGAAAAUGAUUGGCGGUGGAUCCUAUUUCGAGUUUAUGACAAGAUUCAAUGACUCAGACGUGAUGAUUGCAAACAGGAAAAAUAUUGCUGUAAACAUCGAGUCAUGCUUAAAGUAUGAAUGCCAUCGAAGCUGCGAAAGUAAAAAAUGUAAGCUAUGCUUGCCGUGCAUCGAUGAAGAAAAUAUUUUUCAAAUGCGUGAAGCUUUUCGAGAACAUUCGUACGAAGGAAAUUUCCGAAGAAUUUUUCCAGCCGAACAUUUUUUCUUUGACGAUGAAUUCCUCAGCACAAUGACGGAGAAGAAUCAAUUUUCAUUGAAAUGGUUCGAAGCAAAAUGCUUGGAGGAUGACAGAUGGUGCUGAGUUGAUUUUUUGAU
Chironomus riparius is the source of this 1622-nucleotide messenger RNA. The record is from the annotation of a GenBank genome assembly. Lineage: Eukaryota; Metazoa; Arthropoda; Insecta; Diptera; Chironomidae.